ACACUCUCGGCGUGCCCGUUCCUUGGCCACCAGUUAACCUUUCUUCUUGUGCUCCAUCUCCUAUACUGCCUAUUUACACCUUCUAACAAUAGCAUGCACCUGUGCUAGCUGCUGUAAUUAACCACCUAAUUAAACUAAACCACAGACACAAACACACACAUAUUCUCUCUCUCUCCCUAAUUAAUUCUCUCUCUCUCUCUCUAGAGUGGAAGGUUAUAAGAGUUGCAAAGCAACAGCAAAGCCUUGCAGAGAAGAGAAGACACAUAUAUAUCCAAAGUCACCAACACAUCACAGGAGAAGAAGAGAAGAAGAAGAAGAAGAAGAAGAAGAAGAAGAAGCAAAGGCAGCUUGGUAGCUAGGCUAGGUUUUUGCCAUUCCUACUCCUCUUUCCUCUCCUCCAUUGAUAAGGAGGCAAAGAGAUCGAAACUUGCUAUUCAUUCUCCACUUCGAUUCCAUCCAUCGUUUCUUGCUUUCGAUCGAUCGCCAUGCAAGCCACCGAUCACGCCGACACAGAGCGCGCUCUGGCGUUCGUCGCCAUGUCCGUGGAGGACAAGCACGCCGGGGUCGUCAAGCGCAAGCGCACCAAGAGGCCGCGCCACCACGCGGCGCCGGCCUCCUCCUCCGAGAGCACCACCACCGAGGAGGAGGACAUGGCGCACUGCCUCAUCCUGCUUGCUCAGGGCGCCGCCGUCGUCGACUCCAAGCCGUCCACGCCAGCGCCGCCGCCGCCGCCGCCUGCGCAGCCUCCGGUGCUCGCCGCGCCCGCGCCCGCGCCGCCGCCGCCGCAGCCGCCGGUGGUGGUGGUGAAGAGCGAGAGGUACACGAGCCGCAAGUACACGGAGGCGGCCACCACGGCGGACGGCGUCAGGGCCGGGUUCUACGUCUACGAGUGCAAGACGUGCAACAAGUGCUUCCCCACCUUCCAAGCCCUCGGCGGCCACCGCGCCAGCCACAAGAAGCCUCGCCUCCCCGGCGCCGACGACGACAACGUUAACAACGUCACCAACACCAACGCCAUCGUCGUCAAGUCCAAGCCGCCGCUGACGACGACGACGACGCCGUCGGCACCGUCUCCACCGCCGCCUCAGGCGGACGCCGUCGUGGUCCCGGACGUCACCACCGUGCUGAGCCUGAACAACGUGGCCGCCGCCGGCAGCAUAAUCAACAAGCUGAGGGUGCACGAGUGCUCGAUAUGCGGCGCCGAGUUCGGCUCCGGGCAGGCGCUGGGCGGCCACAUGCGGCGCCACCGGCCGCUGCACGCGCCGCCGGAGCGCGCGGCGACCACGGCCGCCACCACCGCCGCCACCGCCACCGCCCCGGACACCAAGAAAGAGGGAAGCACGAGCAUCAACCUGGAGCUCGACCUCAACCUGCCGGCGCCGUCCGACGAGGAGUCCGUGUCUCCUCCGCCGCCGCCGCCGCCGCCGGUGCUCCUGGCUCUCGGCGGGCAGUUCAACGACGGCAAGAAGCCAAUUCUGCAGCUCACCGCCUCCGCCGCGCUGGUCGGCUGCCAUUAUUGACAUGACAUGAGCAAAGCUAAGCUCAAGAAUUCUUUUCGUGAUUAACACUGAUCAAUUGAUCAUUUUUUUCACUUCUUCUUCUUAAUUUUUUUCUGGGGGAUUAAUCACUAUACAUGCAUGUUUACUUACAAAUUUGUUUGGCAUGUACAUCAAGCUGGAAACUGUAACAUAUACUAUUGAUUCUUUCGAUUCUUUUCUGUAAGAUUAACUAUACAUACAUACAUACAUAGGGAUUGAUUGACAUUUAUACAUAUGAAAAUGAAUCAAGUUUGAGAUCAA
Oryza sativa Japonica Group (Japanese rice) is the source of this 1799-nucleotide messenger RNA. RefSeq names its product zinc finger protein ZAT5. Lineage: Eukaryota; Viridiplantae; Streptophyta; Magnoliopsida; Poales; Poaceae. The record is from RefSeq and is a predicted model, not a curated record.